This is a messenger RNA of Vitrella brassicaformis, 1834 nucleotides long. The record is from the annotation of a GenBank genome assembly. Lineage: Eukaryota; Vitrellaceae.
CCUCUGCCUUGCAGUCACUUCGCUUGCCUCUUGCAGCUUUCUUUGAUAGCAUUCCCUCUUUGAUAGCACUCCCUCGUUGACGAGAUGGCCUUCGUCGCUCCGAUGCUCCUGUGGACGACCCACAACGUCGGCAACUUCAUUCAGAACGUCCGUGGCGAGAAGACGACGGACAAGCAGAAGAAGGUGCACGAGAAGCUCGAGAAGGAGGCAUCGGGCUUGUCGGGCAAGCUGGACGGCCACACCAAACGCGCCUACUCGGUCGCUGCGCGGCUGAUGACAGGCGACGGCCACCUGGAGAGGUGAGCAGGGCCACACAGUCAUGGGAUGCACUGGGGCAGGAGAAAGGAGGGGCUUACUCAUGUGCGAUGCCGUGUCUCUGUCUGGUGUUUGAUGUGACUGCAGGAUGUCUGAGGCCCGGCUGCAGCGUGCGUUGAAGUACAACAGCAUCUACCACUCGAUGGGCCACGCCGUGGUGGCCAAGCGCGAGAAGAAGCUCAAGGACCCCAACUUCAAACCCGCCACCGGCGGCCUCUUCGGCGAGGUCCAGCGGGGCGCGUAGACACUCAUACCGGAGCCACCACACACCGGUGAGAUAGACAACACCACACGCACACACAGGGGGUGGGCGGGUGGGGUGGAUACAAAGCUCACCUGUUGUCAUGUGUGUGGUGUGGUGUGGUGUGUGUCAGGUGGUGUCAUUUCCUUUUCGUCGUGCCGUCCCUUUUUUCGCCGACCGACCAGCAUAGCAUCUGUGCACAAAACUCUGUGUGUGGCCGACUGACUGACCGACUCAUGUAUGCGUGUCUGGCUGUCUGCGUACAUUCAUGACGGACGGGGGUCAAUUUUGGGGGCCGCGUUUUGCCGAUCCAGCAACAGAACACCUAGACCAAGUGUGUGGGUGGUGCUGUGCACGCCCCCUACACAGGCAGUGUGCUACAUGCGUGUGUGAUUCGCGUCGGUGUGUGUGGGGAAGGGGAAAGGGGAGAGCAGUGCAUGUGUGUGUGGUGUAGGUAAAGGUGAGGGGAUGCAUGUGGUGCCAGGGGCGGUUUGGGCUGCAAAACAGACGUUUGGAUAGCCAGCCGCCCAGUGUGCUCACAUGACAUGCCCCGGGGAUCACACCGCGACAGACGGCUGGUUGAGUGCAGCGAGGAAGGAAGGACUCUGUAGAAGUGUCACGAGUGUGCUCACUAUCCAUGGAGUGCCUCCCCUCUGUGUGGCUGACUGACUCGUCUGUAUCUCUAUGUCAAGUGUCCUUGAAUCGUGAUGCUCAUGGUUUGUCUGGCUGUCUGCCUGCCUGCCUGCCUGACCGAGGGUCUGUGGAUGUGUGGUGUGCCAAGCACGCCACCUAUUUCCUACUGGAACCUGCGGACACCUUCUGUGCGCGCGCGAGUGGUGUGUGUGGCUGUGCAUCAUGGCCAUCGUUGCAUGAGGUGUAUGUGGACGAGAGUGAGCUCGCUGGUAGCUGCUGCGUUGCGAUGUGUGGCUGGUGUGUGGAUAUCUGUACGUAGACAUACAUGCAUAUACAUACAUAAAUACGUAUGUGUGUCCUGUACACACGUGUGGUGCGGCGUUGAUGGGGAGGGCAGGGGAGACUGAUAGUCCUGACGUGCUCACCUUCGUAUUAAUUAAAGCACCUUCCUACGUAAGUAAUUCGCUGCCCCAUUGAGGGAGGCUAUGAUUGAUGCACACAAGCCACACCAACGCAACACUCGCGGAUGUGACAGCGCCAGUGAAUUCACCUGAUGCCACAUGUCUCAUGUCUCCCACUCGCUGUGCCUCCCCAAUCAGGCGGCCAAACGUUUGUUCAUUGCCACCAGCUGAUUCCUCAAGCAAC